Messenger RNA from Pistacia vera, 1862 nucleotides. Its product is annotated as high affinity nitrate transporter 2.5-like. Gene Ontology annotation, molecular function: nitrate transmembrane transporter activity. Gene Ontology annotation, biological process: transmembrane transport. The record is from RefSeq and is a predicted model, not a curated record. Lineage: Eukaryota; Viridiplantae; Streptophyta; Magnoliopsida; Sapindales; Anacardiaceae. The coding region runs from base 186 to 1697 and encodes 503 amino acids. The transcript has 2 exons.
ACAUCUCCUCACCACUAUACCCUAAAAUCCAAUCUUCAAAGUUAACUGUUCCUUUCAACCCCCGAUAUUUUCUAGUUUUCCAUAUAAAGCUACAGGCCAGAUCCCUGAGUUAGACCUGAGCUCAAGCCUUUACUAGAAGUAAGUCCAUUUUUUCAUUAACCCUUGAACAUUAUUCAGUCACAAACAUGGAUGUGGAAAGUGCUGCAGUAGAAUCUCAGGCUCCAAAAUUUGCUCUUCCGGUGGACUCCGAGCACAAGGCCACUGAAUUCCGAUUAUUCUCAGUGGCAGCACCACACAUGCGGGCAUUUCAUUUGUCAUGGAUAUCUUUCUUUUGUUGUUUCGUCUCAUCUUUUGCAGCUCCACCACUCCUUCCAAUUAUACGUGACAAUCUCAACCUCACGGCCACUGACAUUGGCAACGCUGGGAUUGCAUCUGUCACUGGUGCGGUCUUUGCCCGUCUCGCCAUGGGAACUGCUUGCGAUUUAUUCGGACCUCGUCUUGCCUCCGCUUCCCUUAUUCUCCUCACUGCACCUGCGGUUUAUUUCACUUCUAUUGCCUCUUCAUCCAUCUCCUUCCUUCUUGUACGUUUCUUCACAGGCUUCUCUCUAGCCACUUUUGUGUCAACUCAAUUCUGGAUGAGCUCCAUGUUUUCUGCUCCGGUAGUCGGCACUGCAAACGGCGUUUCCGGCGGUUGGGGCAACCUUGGAGGCGGCGCAACACAGCUAAUUAUGCCACUAGUAUUUGCUCUUAUAGUCAACAGUGGCGCAGUCGAGUUUACAGCUUGGCGGAUUGCGUUUUUCAUCCCUGCCCUGUUUCAAAUGCUAUCCGCAUUUGCAGUUCUUACCCUUGGCCAGGAUUUGCCGGAUGGGAACUUCAAGAAGCUACAGAAGUCCGGAGAUAAAGAGAAAGAUAAAUUCUCAAAGGUCUUUUAUCAUGGGAUUACGAAUUACAGAGGGUGGAUCUUGGCGUUGACUUACGGGUAUUGUUUUGGAGUAGAGCUAACGAUCGACAACAUAAUUGCAGAGUAUUUUUAUGAUAGGUUCAAUUUGAAACUCCACACAGCAGGUAUAAUUGCGGCAAGUUCUGGAUUGGCGAAUUUGUUCGCUCGACCUGGAGGAGGAAUAAUUUCAGAUGCAGUGGCGAAGAGGUUUGGGAUGAGAGGUAGGCUGUGGGCUUUGUGGGUGGUGCAGACAUUGGGCGGGUUGUUCUGUAUCCUUCUGGGACGGGUGGAUUCUUUAAGUGCGUCCAUUGUAGUGUUGAUUGUCUUCUCUGUGUUUGUCCAAACUGCAUGUGGACUUACAUUUGGAGUGGUCCCUUUCGUCUCCCGAAGGUCAUUGGGUGUAAUCUCGGGUAUGACAGGAGGGGGUGGAAAUGUGGGGGCAGUUCUAACUCAACUGAUAUUCUUCAAAGGAUCCAAAUACUCAAAAGAAACAGGGAUAACUUUGAUGGGUAUUAUGAUAAUAUGCUGCACCCUUCCGAUUAUGUUAAUUUACUUCCCCCAGUGGGGUGGAAUGUUCUGUGGUCCUUCUCAAAACAUUUCCUCCGAAGAAGACUACUACUUGUCUGAAUGGAAUUCACAAGAGAGAGAGAAGGGUUUGCAUCAGGGAAGCUUGAAAUUUGCUGAAAAUUGCAGAGCAGAAAGAGGAAAAGUAAAAGGACUCAACUCUGAUGAAGCUCAGUCUACAAAUAUCGAAUAAAGAAAUCUUCUACUUUGUUGUGUUUCUAACCACGGUUAAUUAUACUACAAGUGAUAGUAAAAUUCAAUUGAUUGCCGUCGCCUUACAUUCCAGCAACGAGUGUGCAUUGCAUUGCAAUAAUAAAAAAAGAAGCAUGAAUUGACAUGACCAUAUUUAAGACUUCAA